AUGAGUUCUUGGAUCGAAUUCGAGCCGAUGUCUGAUUCACACAAGGGGAUUGACACUGCCGUGAGUCGGGGCAGUGGAUGUACUUCUCUUUACUCGGGGAGUAAACAUGAGGCUUCUCUUCGUGAUCUCUCGCCCUCCAUCGACAGUCCUGUCUCGCCGCCGCUAAUUUGGUCCAAGUUGAGGGCGUACGGCCGUGAUGCGUUCUCCGAGUUCUUUGGCACGAUGAUCCUCAUCCUGUUUGGUAAUGGGGUGGUGGCUCAGGUUCUUCUCAGCCACGGCCAGAAGGGAGACUACCAGUCCAUCUCUUGGGGAUGGGGACUAGGCGUUAUGCUCGGAGUAUACGCCAGCGGCGCCUCGGGAGCCCACAUCAACCCAGCCGUGACCUUCGCAAAUUGCGUCUUUCGCGGCUUUCCCUGGCGCAAAUUCCCUAUAUACGCACUUUCUCAACUCCUCGGCGCGAUGUGCGGUGCAGCAAUUGUCUACGGCAACUACAAGUCCGCGAUCGACGUCUUCGAAGGCGGAGCCAACAUUCGCACUGUGCCCGGCUACUCAACCACCGCCACAGCCGGCAUCUUCUGCACCUACCCAGCCGACUUCAUGACCAAGACAGGACAAUUUUUCUCCGAGUUCCUAGCUAGCGCCAUCCUGAUGUUCAUGAUCUUCGCCCUUAAAGAUGACGGCAAUCUAGGUGCGGGCCCACUCACGCCACUGGCAUUGUUCUUCGUCAUUUUCGGUAUCGGUGCUUGCUUUGGCUGGGAGACUGGGUAUGCGAUUAACCUAGCCAGAGACUUUGGCCCUCGGCUUGUUUCCUAUAUGCUGGGAUACGGACACGAGGUAUGGGCCGCGGGGAACUAUUACUUCUGGGUCCCCAUGGUAUGCCCAUUUCUGGGCUGUACCUUUGGCGGCUGGAUCUACGAUCUAUUUUUAUACACCGGGUUGGACAGUCCAAUCAAUACGCCGUGGAUGGGGAUCAAGCGGCUAUUCAGGCCCUUCUACCGCAAGAAAGGGGCGCUGCAAAAUCCUGUUUGA
Molecule: messenger RNA, 1029 nt
Organism: Penicillium cinerascens
Lineage: Eukaryota; Fungi; Ascomycota; Eurotiomycetes; Eurotiales; Aspergillaceae
Product: MIP/aquaporin family protein
Exons: 3
Coding region: 1-1029 (342 amino acids)
Biological process (GO): water transport; glycerol transmembrane transport
Cellular component (GO): plasma membrane
Molecular function (GO): water channel activity; glycerol channel activity
Source: RefSeq, a predicted model, not a curated record